Molecule: messenger RNA, 2991 nt
Organism: Ornithorhynchus anatinus (platypus)
Lineage: Eukaryota; Metazoa; Chordata; Mammalia; Monotremata; Ornithorhynchidae
Gene: CCR7
Product: C-C motif chemokine receptor 7
Exons: 4
Coding region: 836-1975 (379 amino acids)
Biological process (GO): G protein-coupled receptor signaling pathway; immune response; inflammatory response
Cellular component (GO): membrane
Molecular function (GO): C-C motif chemokine 19 receptor activity; chemokine (C-C motif) ligand 19 binding; chemokine (C-C motif) ligand 21 binding
Source: RefSeq, a predicted model, not a curated record
AGAUGCUGGGAGGGAAAGAGGGAGACGGGGGAGGGAGCUCUCCAUACUUCCCUCGCCAGGUAGAGACUGCUGAAAUUCUCUUCCCCAGAGCAAGUGAGCUGAGUACAGAUAUGUGAUGAGCAGAUAACUUCGGUCUAACCACUUUCGACUGUCUUUUAAGAAUGAGUUUCUGUUGCACUUUGAAUUUUACAAGAUCCUCGAGUAGGCGAAGGAGGGGCAGCUUUCUAGUCGCUCACUCCAAUCCGGUCUCACCAGGGCCUUUUCACUACUUGAAUGAGAGUACGAGUAUUACUGGGGGGCCUCGGGUGGCGGAUGGAGGGGAGGAGGAGGUGCGCUGAUAAGAUCGAGAGGCAGUUAGUUAACGGUCAAAACUGCCCGUGGCCCAUAGAGAGCCCCUUCCAAGAAGUGUUUCUCGGGUUCAGUCAGAGAGAGAGAGAGACUCGGGGUGGUUUGAGGAGGUGUGAAAGAGAGGCAGGGGAAUGGCCACUCUGGCCGGGAGAUCCCCGUUUUCUCCCCCUCUUCCCCAGGGAGCCCAGGCACUCACCUGACUGGUGACGAACCCCUCUCUAAUGUUCCGUCAAUCGAUUGUAUUUAUUGAGUGCUCAUCAUGUUCAGAGCACUGUACUACGUGGUCGGGAGAGUACGGAACAACAGAGCUGGGGCACGCAUUCCCUCUCCACGGCAAGCUGUUCCUCAACGUCUUUGUUUAUCCCCAUUUAGGGGUUCCGGCACACGGGGGCAGGCCUGGGGGAGCUGACUGUCCUCUAAGGCAGGGGACUGUAUCCGGUGACCUGCCAAGAUCCCUUCCCGAUCUCGGAUUCCAGGAGGAGCACCCAUGAAGUCUGUGAAAGCUGUGUCCUUUCUCUGGAUCAUCUUCCAGGUGUGCCUGUGUGACGACGGGGUCACCGGGGUCACCGGGGUCACCGACGACUACAGCAACGAAGACAACAGCACGGUGGACUACUCCCAGUUCGAGGUCCUGUGCACCAAAGGAGACGUCCGCAGUUUCAAGGCCGUGUUCCUGCCGGCCGUGUACUCGGCCAUCUGCGUCGUGGGGCUGCUGGGGAACGGGCUGGUGGUGCUGACCUACCUGUACUUCAGGCGGCUCAAGACCAUGACGGACGUGUACCUGCUGAACCUGGCCCUGGCCGACGUGUUCUUCCUCCUGACCCUGCCCUUCUGGGCGGUGAGCGCGGCCCGGGCCUGGAUCUUCGGGGCCUUCCUGUGCAAGGCCGUCUACUGCAUCUACCGCAUGAGCUUCUUCAGCGGCAUGCUCCUGCUGCUGUGCAUCAGCAUCGACCGCUACUUCGCCAUCGUGCAGGCCGUGCAGGCCCACCGGCACCGGCACCGCGUGGUCCGCGCCAGCAAGCUCUCCUGUGCCCUGGUCUGGGCCCUGGCCUUCGCGCUGUCCACCCCGGAGCUGGUCUACAGCCACACCCGGGAGAGCGACGGGGCCGUCCGCUGUUUCCUCGUCACCGACAACGUCCAGCGGUUCAACACGGGCGUCCAGGUGUCCCAGAUGGUGGUGGGCUUCCUCGUGCCCUUCCUGGUCAUGUUCUCCUGCUACCUGGUCAUCAUCCGCACCCUUUUGCAGGCGCGCAACUUCGAGCGCAACCGGGCCAUCAAGGUCAUCAUCGCCGUGGUGGUGGUCUUCGUGGUCUUCCAGUUGCCGUACAACGGGGUGGUCCUGGCCCGGACCAUCUCGGCCUUCAACACCACGGCCAGCCAGUGCGAGAAGAGCAAGCGUCUGGACGUCGCCACCGACGUCACCUACAGCUUGGCCUGCCUGCGCUGCUGCCUCAACCCCUUCCUCUACGCCUUCAUCGGCGUCAAGUUCCGCAGCGACCUGGUCCGGCUCCUCAAGGACUUCGGCUGCCUCAGCCAGGACAGACUCCUGCAGUGGUCCACCUGCCGGCUGGGCCAGCGAUCCUCGGUGGGAGUAGAGACCGAGACCACCACCACGUUCUCCCCCUAGGGCCAGGCCGGGGUUCCCCGUGGGCGUGGACAUUGAGACCGCCAUCACGUUCUCCCCGAGGAGCCGGGCUGGGGUUCUCCGUGACCCUGGAGAUCUCCGCAGGUGUGAACGCCGAGACCGCCGCCGCCAUGUUCUCCCCCUGGGGCCAGGUCGGGGUUCUACCUAAGCGUGGGAACCGAGACCACCACAUUCUCCCACUUUGGGAGCCGGGCCAGGAUUUUCCUGGGUGUGUGGAUACCGGGACUCCCGCCGCGUUCUCCUCAAGGGUCCGGGACAGGGUUUUCCGUGGGCACGGACCCCGGCACCGCAUUCUCCCCCUGGAGCCAGGGCGAGAGUGGACGUAGAUUCCGAGACUACCCCCUUAGUGAACCAGAGCCACAGAACUUGGGGCAGGGAUGGGGACUUUCUUCCUGAUUAACUACGGGAGGAGAGAACCCCACAGAGAAACCAGUUGGAGAAAACGGCCCUCCUCGGAAACCUGGAUGAGAGAGGACUUUCCAGAGAAACCAGGUGAGAGAGAGGAUUCCCACCGUGUGACCUAGAGAGAAGGACUCCACAGAGGAGAUCCAGGGGAGAAAGAAGGAUAUUGCAGAGUGAGUGGGGGGGAGAGAAAGAGCCUACAGUGGCAACCCGGGGAGAGGAGGGCCACCAGGAAGGGUCGGGGGAGAGAGAAGGACCCUGGUAUCGGGGUAUCGGAAGGUAUCAGGGAGAGGUGGGUGACUGCUCUUCCUGCUGACAAGUAUUGGGGCAGAAGACCUGGAAGAGUAGGUUGGAACCACGGAUUCAGACUCAAGCUUCCUCCUCCCCGUCCAGCCGACCCGCCCGUGAUUCCCGGUGCCUUCCCGCGGUCCCUUGUCCCAGCCCCGAGGAGUGGGCGGUGCGCUGGCCAGCUGCCUGUUGGGACCGCCGAUUUGGGGCUGCCAGACCCCUUGCCCUGGAAAUGUAGAUUUUCUGAUGAUGAUCUGUUUUCUGCUGCUGCGUCCACACUGCAAUAAAAUCAACAACACUUCAUAAUA